This is a messenger RNA of Babjeviella inositovora NRRL Y-12698, 486 nucleotides long. RefSeq names its product low molecular weight protein-tyrosine-phosphatase. Gene Ontology annotation, biological process: protein dephosphorylation. Gene Ontology annotation, molecular function: protein tyrosine phosphatase activity. The coding region runs from base 1 to 486 and encodes 161 amino acids. The record is from RefSeq and is a predicted model, not a curated record. Lineage: Eukaryota; Fungi; Ascomycota; Pichiomycetes; Serinales. The transcript is spliced from 4 exons.
AUGGCCGACCAAAUUUCUGUUGCAUUCGUUUGCUUGGGUAAUAUUUGUCGCUCCCCAAUGGCCGAGGCCGUUUUCGCGCACAAGGUUAAGGAAUUGGGCUACUCAGACCGCUUUAAGCGCAUCGAUUCCUUUGGCACCGCUGGUUACCAUGUUGGAGAGGACCCAGACCACAGAUCGUCCGCUACGUGCAAGAAGCACGGUGUCCUGGUCAAACACCGCGGCCAGCAAUUCAAAGCAAACGAUUUCAAAAACUUUGACUACGUCAUCGCGAUGGACGAAGAGAAUAAGCGCAACCUCUUGAGAAUCAUGCCCAAGACGUCCAACGCGCGGGUGGAACUCUUUGGCGAGUGGAACACGGAGCCUGGAAAGUUCAGCAACAUCGUGGAGGACCCUUAUUAUGGUGGGAUUAACGGGUUUGAGCACAACUUCGAGCAGGUGUCGCACUUCAGUGAGAACUUUUUGGAGCAGGAGGUAGGCCAGGUGUAG